Dermacentor albipictus is the source of this 851-nucleotide messenger RNA. RefSeq names its product antimicrobial peptide microplusin-like. NCBI's taxonomy places the organism in Eukaryota, Metazoa, Arthropoda, Arachnida, Ixodida, Ixodidae. The record is from RefSeq and is a predicted model, not a curated record.
ACGUGCGGCGGCAGUUUUCAGAUGCGGCGCGUGCUGGUUCAUACGCGGAUACGUCAAUAAGAGCGGAAGGUAGUUGUUGGCACCAUCAGGCAUCACACGUACAACUUAUGCCUGACGCCAUGUCUGACCAAUAGAGCCGAAGGAGCUCCGUUUUUGUGCAUUAAUGUUUUUUUUCUUGCGCGGGCGACGUCUGUCUGGAGCUUCUGCAGCUGGCGACAGGCCUGGGUUGUUGCCAAACGAGGGCAACGUUCUUAUACCGGUAUAAAAAGGUGCGCGGAUCGCCGGUACACACCACUAGCUUCAUUUGAGCUUUCUCAUUCGGCUGUGCUCGUAUCGUGAAGAGCCAGAGAGUCACCAUGAAGGCGUUUCUGGUCUGUGUCCUGCUCGCCACGGUCGUCGCUGUGAGCUUUGCUCACCAUCUGGAGCUCUGCAAAAAACAAGACGAGCAGCUCAAGAAUGAACUGCAGUGUAUUGGGCUUCACAUCUCUGCGGAGGCGAACCAAAGUUUUGACAAGGCGUUGAAGACUCUCGGCUGCCAGGACUGGAGCUGCGUGAUCCGGAAGCUCUGCGUCGGAAACGACCUGGAAGCCGCCAUGGCCAACCACUUCACGAAGCCUCAGAUCACCGAGAUUCACAACGCUGCCACCACCUGCGAUCCAGAGGCAGGGCACCACCACCACCACCACUGAAUGUGGUCCACUCUAAAUAAAUUCAAGAACGGAGCCUUCGUUGGGCAGACAGUUCCUACAACUUCCAGAGGCAUACCACCAAGGGACUGCAGGCAGCUUUAUGUCUUGUAUGGCAAAUUUUUUUUACCUUGUCGCAAUAAGGUCAAAUAAAGACACCUUUGC